UUUGAUUGAUCGUGUAUGCUAAUUAUUUUAAAAGAUAUGAUUAAUUGUAUUUCAUUUAAAACAUUUUUGUUUGUGAUUCAUAUUUUCCAAAUUGUAAUUACACAAAAUAAUAUUUUAAAAUUGAACAACUCAAAGUUAAAGCACUUAACACAUUUUAAUGUUGUCACGAAACGUUCUGAACUUGAUAAAAAAUGCCUUAUAAACGUUGGAAUCGGAGCAAUUGCACCUGAUUUUCAAAAUGGUUCUAAAAGGUAUUAUGGCAUGUCGCCUGGGUUUUCUGUUGCUGGAGGUUUAAGUUUUCUUGGUUCAGGAAGAGGCCAUCAAAAUUCAGGUCACAGAGAAUGCAAUCAUUCAAAUGAAUGUGAAUCUCAAGACGAUCAUGGAUAUGGGUACCCUGAUAAAACGCAUGGUAAUUAUGCUGGAGGAGGAGUUUCUUUUUCACAACACAGCGAACCAAACUGUAUGAUGAUGCAUAAUUCACAAAACGGACACAUGUUUCAUGGUGGUGCCCUUCAUAUGGAUGCUGGUGGUCAUCUAUCUAGAUCACAUCACGGAAUACAUGGUCAUGGAAUUGGAGGAGGAGGUGGACACGGAGGUCAUCCUGAUCAUGAAUGUCAUGAACGUCAUGAAUGUCAUGGAAAAGAUCAUUCAUGCGAAGGAUUUGGCGGAGGACACCACCAGUUAAUGCAAGUACCUUUAUCUCCUUUGCCACAAGGGUUUCAUCAAGGCUUUGGUCCAUCUGAAUGCGAAAACCAUGAGUGUGAAAACCAUGAGUGUGAAAAUCACGAUGACGACGAUUGUGAACAAGAAGAACGUGAACGAGAAUACGAUUUAGAUAGAGGGGGUUGUGAAGAAGGACAUUGGCUAAGAGAAGAGAAACAUAAAGCUUCGGACAUGGAAAAUAAUCAUCCCCAAAAAAUUUUAAAAACAGCCAGUCACAGUUCAAAUAUAAAAGAACACGAAGAAAUAAAAGAUAUUGACGGGUCAAUAGUUUCUGGGAUAAUCAAACCUUCAAAAGGUACUGAAACAGGAACGGACGUUGAAAACGAAGGAUUUUUUCCAACAAAACUUUGCAAUAAUAAUCAUGUUAGCGGUGAAACCGGUAUUGUUUCAGCUGGAUUAAAAGGCCGCAAAAAGAAGUACGGCGAACUACAAUGGGAUCAAGAUAUAAAUGGAAAAGAUGAAACUGAAUUACACCGAGCUGAACAAUAUGUUGGGUAUGAAAAUCAUGAUUGUAAUCAGGAACAAAAAAAAACAUUUCAAUCAAAACCUUUAUUGAAAGAGGAAGCAAGAAAAAAACCAUCUGAAAUACUUCACCUCAGCAACCAAAUCGGUAUCAAGAAUGUUACUAAAUCUAAAGCAAAAAGCACAGGAAAUGCAUCAGGUGCAACAACAGAUAAUCAGUUAGGUGAUAACAUCAAGUUAGAAAAGGAAAAAUUUCGAAAACAAAAAGCUGACAAUUUUUCAUUACCACAUAUUAUUCAAUCGGAAAAAAAUAAUCUUUCAGUCAAUAAACAAAAUAAAAGUUUUCACGAUUUAGUUAGUAAUGUAAAAGAACGGCAUCUGACAUUAGGUCAAGAAUCGCUUACAAUGCCUGUAUCUUUUGUUUCUCCGCAGAGGUCAGUUCUUCCAAUUAAUUCUUCUUUUAUAGAAAAUGAAAAGAAUAUUAAUAGUCAAUAUGCAUCUAAUUUUAAAACUUUACCCGGGAAACUACUAUCUUAUCGUAAUAGUAGCAAUACUUCAGACAAAGACAAGUUUGAGUACAGUAGUGAGUAUUCUACAAUGUCUUCAAACUUUGAGUCAAAAAGCGAGUUUAACUAUAAUCGAUCGAGUUACAACUUCACAGUAAAAUAUAAAUCUAAACAUCCAGAAUAUAAGUAUGAAUAUAAAUACGGAACACCUACUUCCUCAACAAAUACCACAGAUGAAAAUAAACAAUUAAAGGUUGGUAACAAAAUAAAAGACGAGAAAGUAAAAGAAGCUAAAGAAGAAAAAGAUUUAAUUACAAGUGUAUUAAAUAACGAAGUAGAAAAUAGGACGCAGAGUUCCGAAGAAAAGCAUAAAAAAAUGUACCAAAAUAAACUGUACGUUUUUCAGUCUGUAAACCAGACCUCAAAUAAUCUAAAAUCAAAUAAUCUGUCAGCUACUGCUCCAUUGUUAGAAAACGUUUUGCCUCUUAAAACUCUUCGUCCUGACACCGCUUAUAAGAUUAAUGAUAUUAAAGAAUCUCUUGUUGAGAAAACUUCAAGUAAAGAAAGCAAAAGUAAAUUAUUAAAUACAAUAUUUCCAAAACAAACUAAAAGCUAUUCAAUAUCGGUUAAACAAACCGAAAAUAACCAAAAAGUACCAAAAUUAAAAACAGAAGAUAAUUCAAAAAUAAUCGCAAAACAAAUCGAUAAACAUGAUAAAAAGAUAGUCAAGGAAAAACAAACCGAAAAAAAUGAUGAAAAAGAAACCAAAAUAAAAGAAACAGAAAAUAAUAUAAAGAUUGAUAGUGCAAAGCCAUUAGAAUUCAAUUCUAAAGUAGCAAACAAAAAGCAAAACAAAAAUAAUACCAAAAUAGGUAUUCAAAAUCAGAGAGAAAAAAAUGGAAAACUAAAUAAUGAAAAACAAACUAAAAACAAUGCAUAUGUCAACUCGAAAAAACCUACAAAAAUCGAAAAAGUUAUUAAGAUAAAAGAAACGACUGAAGAUAAAUUUCCAUCAAUUGAAGAUAACACACCUCAAGAUCACCCAUCAAAAAUACAAGAUGCUUUAACAGAGACAAGUACUAACCGCGACAAUGAAAAACAUUCUACUUCUAAGUUGGCUAGUUUAAUAUCGUUUACUGUAAAGAAAAAGAAACCUUACGGUUCCAUUUUAAAAGAAGACAAUGCUGCUUAUCAACCAUUAACUGUACAUAGCAAAAAUUUAGAUUUGAUUAUUUCACCUAUCCGUUGUGAUAACUGCGAGCGUCGAUUAAUUGAAGCUUCUAGUAAUCACACGAUGAAACAUUUACUAAAAUAAAAAAAUAUAGAAGAAUAAAGCUUCAUGUACCUAAAUUCGUAAAAAACACCUAGCUAAUAUAUAAAACUUAGUUAUUACAUAUAAAACUUGGUUAUUACAUAUAAAACCUGCUUAAUACAUAUAUACUAUGGUGCCAUAUAUGAUAUACUUUUAAUAUAUGAUCUACUUUAAAUGGCUUAAAAGUAAGAGAGAAGUAAAUUUUAUUCAUUGAUACAAGAAAACAAAAAGUUAAAAAAAUUAAAAAAUGCCUUUUUAACUUUGAGUUAAUGUAUAUGUUAAUACAUUUUUUUUCUUCAUUUUAUAAAUAAAUAAAAUUAGUUUCCUUAGAAAAAUACGAUUUGAGUUGUCAAGCUCCAACAUCAACAAUUAUUGAAGGUCGAGUGAAGACCAACGAUCCCUCUAGAACGCAUGUUUAGAUUUGGAGUUGUAAAUGUGGCUCUGAGUAUUUUAUAAUUAAACAAAAAAAGUUCAUAACACCAGCCUUUACAAGUAUAUACAGAUUUCAUUAAUUCACAUUACAGAAAAACCACAAAAAUUUCUUUUUAAAUUUGAAAGUUUUAAAAAUGCUGCUUCGCCAGGUUUUAAUUGAUAUAAUGAUACUAAGUAAGUAUAUGAUUUUAAAAUUGUAAAUAAAAAAAUCGUAUUUUUUCAUUGUUGUACUGUAAUUAAUUAUAAUAUGAAUACAAUAUGGAUGUAAUAACAAA
Messenger RNA from Hydra vulgaris (swiftwater hydra), 3710 nucleotides. RefSeq names its product myb-like protein X. The record is from RefSeq and is a predicted model, not a curated record. Lineage: Eukaryota; Metazoa; Cnidaria; Hydrozoa; Anthoathecata; Hydridae.